GGUGAUUGCAUGAGGACGGUGUGAGACAGAUCUAAAGAUUUUCCCGGAAGCGAUACGAUCUCAGAGUUUGAUUGAGACCCAAGUGACUAUAGAAUCCACAGGGGAUAGUGUCAAUCUCUCCGCCAGCAUCUAUUAGCUGGAUGACCCCUGCAUCCCUGCUCACCUUUCUCAUCACCCUCUGUUAUAUACAGAGUGAAGCAGGUCAGGUGUUGGAGAGAACCAUCGAGGAGUGGAUAAGAUACAAAGAUGAAUGCUACAGACAGAUCUCCAGCAAUCCACACACAACAGGGCUGCACUGUAACCGCACAUUUGACUUAUAUGCUUGUUGGCCAGAUGGAACUCCAGGAACUAUCACUAAUGUAUCCUGUCCUUACUAUUUACCCUGGUUCCAGAAAGUGAGUCAUGGACUGGUAUUACGACGCUGUGGGCUGGAUGGAAACUGGGUUGCGGUGAAUGGGACACAUCCCUGGAGGGACUCAUCGCAGUGCGAGGAUGACUAUGAAGGGACAAGAGAUGAGGUUGUGUCCCCUGAUUUGUUACUCAGUUUCCAAGCUCUGUACACUGUGGGCUACUCUUUGUCUUUACUGACCCUCCUAUCAGCGCUGGGGAUACUCACCAUGUGCAGGAAGCUGCGCUGCACCAGAAAUUAUAUCCACGCCAAUCUGUUCUUAUCCUUCGCCCUGCGCGGGAUCUCUGUCAUUGUAAAGGACAUCCUACUGAAGAAACGGUGGGGAAUGCAAAUCACUGAGGUCUCUGAUUGGGAAGUUCUGAUCAGCAAUGAAGCAGCGAUUGGAUGUCGUAUGGCCCAGGUUGUAAUGCAAUACUGCAUCUUGGCCAAUCAUUAUUGGUUUGUGGUGGAGGCUGUAUACCUGUAUAAUCUGCUGAUUGGAGCAGGUUUCUUCGAAAAGAACAUUUAUGUCCUGUACAUGUAUCUCGGUUGGGGGACUCCGGUUCUGUUUGUGGUUCCCUGGGUGACACUGAAAUACAUGAAGGAAAACUCAGAAUGCUGGGCCUUAAAUGACAACAUGGGCUACUGGUGGGUAAUCCGGAUUCCUAUCCUGCUGGCCUCUAUGAUAAACUUUGUGAUCUUUAUGAAAAUAUUGAAGAUGAUCUUGUCCAAGCUGCGAGACAAUCAGAAAGGGUACCCAGACUACAAGCUAAGGUUGGCCAAAGCUACACUAACACUCAUUCCAUUGUUUGGGAUCCACGAAGUCGUGUUUAUCUUUGGCACGGACGAGCAGACAUCGGGUAUACUACAUUAUAUUAAAGUAUUUUUUAGCCUCUUCCUCAACUCGUUUCAGGGGUUUCUGGUAGCUGUAUUAUACUGUUUUGCUAAUAAAGAGGUCAGGUCAGAGUUUAGGAAGAAAUGGCAGUUGUGGAGGAUGGACCGGACAGCCUCUCUCUGUUUUCGAUGACUUGUGCCUUCCCCAUAUCUCCCACCAGAAGUAGCUGGGAUCUGAUGGAUUUCAGGAAAAAGGCAUGCACAGUAAAUGAAAGAGGGGUUCAUGUAAAUGUGAAUGUGACAGGAAACAACAGACCACAAGAAGUUAAAUUGUAACUGUGAUGAUAACAUCUAUAUAUUCUUUUCUCCACCCUCUUAACGUGCUUACACAUCCUAAAAAUAGAUCUAAACGAAACCAGAAGUGCUUUUCAACCCUGGACAAUCUCCGUAAUCUUCUCUUCACAUACAGCUCCCAACCUAAAUGUCCUUCAAAAAUACCCCCCCGCCCCCAUUCUCCAAACUAUAAGCUAUAGGUUUUCAUUCUUAAUCGACCAUUCAAGAACUUCCACAUCUCUCAUCAUUCACCUCCUUCUAGAACUCUACCAGUCCAACCAUGGACUCAAAUGUCCUCAUUCACUUCUACUGUAACAUCAACCUUCUACAUAUUUUACAAACUGGACCUAAAUGCCUUCCUUGCUACUCCAUAUCACCAGAUUUAACCACUUACUCGCUUUUCUAUCCAACAGAUCAUUGAUAACUUCCACCUUUACUUCCUGUUGUCACAAAUAUACCCUUACUCUGACUUCUAGCUAACCCUUCUCCAGUAGUCAUAUCAACCCACCUAAUUCUAAAUUUUUUUU
Messenger RNA from Pelobates fuscus (common spadefoot toad), 2082 nucleotides. Its product is annotated as glucagon receptor-like. The record is from RefSeq and is a predicted model, not a curated record. Gene Ontology annotation, cellular component: plasma membrane. Gene Ontology annotation, biological process: cell surface receptor signaling pathway; adenylate cyclase-modulating G protein-coupled receptor signaling pathway. Gene Ontology annotation, molecular function: glucagon receptor activity; peptide hormone binding. The transcript is spliced from 14 exons. Bases 141 to 1415 code for a protein of 424 amino acids. Lineage: Eukaryota; Metazoa; Chordata; Amphibia; Anura; Pelobatidae.